AGCAUGGUUUCGAGAACUCCCAUUAUAUCUACGAGAAUAUUUCAGGCACUCCUUGUCUUUUAUCGGUGUGCACUGAAUCUAAAUUCAUGUUAUAAUUUCGGUUAUCGAGUUCUGCCCAUAGGCAUUUUGCUGCACCUGCACACUUACGGCGUACAGAAGUGGAUGAAGCAGAUGGGAAGGCAGCUUACGAUACAAGGAUGUCUCAUACCUCUGUGCUGGCUAUGUUGACUGCGCCGCUCUAUGAAAAUCGCUACACUUCACAACCCCCCCGGCAUGAACGAUUUGCUGCCAGCAACUCGGCGCGUGAUGCAUUGACGUCCGUGCGGUUGUGUCGACUUGCCGUAAAUGUCCGCAGCGUGAGUGCUGGAGACGCUGCUCAGGCAAGGCCUUACAUCAGAUUUGUGGGUGUGAAGAACUCCGAGUUACUGAAUCCAUCCCAACCACUCCACUGCUUCACCAAACCCAGGGAGAUACGGCGUUGGUGCGAUAAGCGAGACAACCGGAAUUCCACACGUGUGAUGCUACCGAUUGGAAUCUUUCGUAGACGUUUGUGUUGGUCUAAAGUGUUGGCCGGUGCACGUUCCAUGCAUCUGACUGAGGAGCAAGACGCGUAG
This is a messenger RNA of Toxoplasma gondii ME49, 614 nucleotides long. RefSeq lists its product as hypothetical. The transcript has 2 exons. The record is from RefSeq and is a predicted model, not a curated record. Bases 198 to 614 code for a protein of 138 amino acids. Lineage: Eukaryota; Apicomplexa; Conoidasida; Eucoccidiorida; Sarcocystidae.